GGUGCACUGUUUCAGCCCUGUGUCUGACAGGAAGGAAAGAGAAAUACGUCAGUCGUUCUAACGAAGAAAAAUUGACUUCCUUCUCUCCAGAACAGAGUGCCCUGGUCCCUUCUCUUGAAGCUGAUUCAAAGGGACUCAGAUCUGCUAGUUCCAUCUGUCCAUCUGCAAACUGAGGAACGAGGGCGGAUGAAGCUUUGCCUCUGAUGGCACAGUGAGUUCCCAGCUGGGCUGGGCUAGAGCCCCAAGUCCUUGUCACUUUCCCAUCGCCGAGAUAGGAAGCCUUUUGAGAGCAGACACGGGAGAGAACUUGCUGAAGACUAGAAGCCAAGAGCACACUUCUCAGAGCUCUGGGUCUUCCUGCUCCUGAUGCAGCCUCUGUCCUUGGGUAUGAACUGGUAGGGCUUGUCAUCCUUCCCGCUCACCUGAAAACACUCGAAGGAGAAAGUUAGCCUCUGUAAGACACGGAUCCUCUUCUUAUUGCUAUUCGUAAAUUCCCUCCGAUUGGGGAUUAGUUCUGCUUUGCGAAAACUAUCCGCUGGGAUCCAUGCAUCAUUGAGAACAAUCUCUGGCAAAACUUCAGAAAAAGAUAGGCUGUUGUCUUAGACGGAUGUCAAAGGCUGCGGCAGGACCCAGUGAAAACGCUCCCUGGGUGGCAUGAGGCUCUCCGAACAACGACUCCAACCGAGGGACAGCCUCUGGGGGCCUUCUUGUCCUGAAGAGUGUGACACCUUUAAAAGAGGGGGAAAAAAAGCGCCACCGGCGAUUCAGUCGCCACUGAAAUAGGAGCAGGAGGAGAGCUUUCGAGAGCGGUGGCUCGGCCGCUGGGCUCCGAGCUCAUGGAGUGAAAUUUCCCCUCGGAACUGAGAAACCAGGGAGAAAUGGCCCGGGAAGUCGACCUGAAUUCCCUCCAGGACUUAGAGCGCGAGCUCAUUCUCCAGGUCCUGUACCGAGACCAGGCCGUUCAAAACGUGGAGGAGGAGAGGGUCCGGAGUCUGAAGACGCACCUGCAGCAUCUCCGCUGGAAAGGCGGGAAGGGCGUGAGCCAGGAGGACAAAGAGAAAUCGUGCGCCCGCUGCCAGCGGGUGCUGGGGCUGCUGCUGUACCGGGGGACCGCGUGCCAGGGCUGCAGCCACCGUGUGUGCUCCGAGUGCCGCGUGUUCCUGCGGAGGACCGGCGUCUGGAGGUGCACCGUGUGCUACGAGGACAGAAAUGUGAAAAUAAAAACCGGAGAAUGGUUCUUUGAGGAACGAGCCAAGAAAUUUCCAGCUGAAGGCAGACACGAGACAGCUGGAACAAAGCUCUUGCAAUCUUAUCAGAGUUUGAGCAAAAUUUCCGUGGUUCCUCCCACCCCACCUCCUCUCAGUGAGAGCUGGUGCAGCGGCAGCCCUGGCAGGUUACAGGAACUUGGUCAGCUUAAAGGAUUUAAUAAGUCCGUGGAAAAUUUGUUUCUGUCUGUUACCACCCACAUGAAAAAACUCUCCAAGUCCCAGAAUGACAUGACCUCUGACAAGCAACUCCCAAGCAGGGACGCCAGGCAGCGUGUGAGCCAGACGGAGAGAAGGAGCCAGUCUGACACUGCCAUCAACGUCACCACCAGGAAGGUUAGCGCGCCAGACAUCCUGAAGCCUCUCAGUCAAGAGAGUCCAAAACGCCUCACCCUCCCUGUUUUGAAGCAGGAAGAUCUCCCACCCCGUGUAAAGCCCAGCACUUUAUUCUCAGGAGGCUUGAGACAGGGAAGUUUAAUUAGCAUUAAUAGCACCUGUACAGAGAUGGGCAAUUUUGACAAUGCUAAUGUCACUGGAGAAAUAGAAUUUGCCAUUCGUUACUGCUUCAAAACCCAUUCUUUAGAAAUAUGCAUCGAGGCCUGUAGGAACCUUGCCUAUGGAGAGGAUAAGAAGAAAAAGUGCAAUCCGUAUGUAAAGACCUAUCUGCUGCCUGACAGAUCCUCCCAGGGAAAACGCAAGUCUGGAGUCCAGAGGAGCACGGUGGACCCAACCUUUCAGGAGACUUUGAAGUACCAGGUGGAGCCUGCCCAGCUGGUGACCCGGCGGCUGCAGGUGUCCGUGUGGCACCUGGGCACACUCGCCCGGAGGGUGUUUCUUGGAGAAGUGAUCAUUCCUCUGGCCACGUGGGACUUCAAAGACAGCACAACACAGUCCUCCCGCUGGUAUCCGCUUCGGGCCAAGGCAGAGAAAUACGAAGAGGGCCUCCUUCCAAAUAAUGGAGAACUCGCAGUCCGGGCCAAACUGGUGCUGCCUGCAGGGCCCAGCAAGCUCCAGGAGUCUCAAGAAGGGGCAGGGCAGCCAUCGUGUGACGGUCAACUCUGUUUGGUGGUGCUGGGAGCCAAGGACUUACCUGUGCGGUCGGAUGGCACCCUGAACUCGUUCGUGAGGGGCUGUCUCACUCUGCCCGACAAGCAAAAGCUGAGGCUGAAGUCCCCGGUCCUGAAGAAGCAAGCGUGUCCCCAGUGGAAGCAUUCCUUCGUUUUCAACGGAGUAAGCCCUUCUCAGCUUAGGCAAUCCAGCCUGGAAUUGACCGUCUGGGACCGGGCUGCCUUCGGCGUGAAUGACCGCUUGCUGGGAGGGGCCCGGCUCGGUUCCAAGGAAGAUCCAGCUGGCGGUGCUGACUCAGGCUCACAAUCAAAGCUCCAAUGGCAGAGAGUUCUCUCCAGCCCCAAUUUAUGGACAGACAUAACCCUCAUCCUGCACUGAAGCGCGGGGUUCCAGUCUGCGUGCCUGCAGGUUAGCUGCAGAACUGGGCGUGGAUGCCCCGCCGGACAGGCCCCGUGGGGUGUGGCCGCUCUCCGUCUACAGCUGUCACGUAGCUAAAAUGUCCUUCCAUACCCUUCAGUGUAUGUUUAAGUUAGAGCAGGGACCACUGUCAUAUAAAGACGUCUCAGGCCGGUUAUGUGCUUUGACAGGUGUGGAAAAUGACCAGAUUUCAAUAAAUGUUCAACAGUUACUUAACCUGUCUCCCAGUGCUCGUCCGAUAGUGCAAAUUAUGGCUUCGUUGUGUGCGUUUCAAAGGUAAAGGAGCCUGGUGGGUGUUCGGUGGCUCCCAUCCUACUGGGAAACUUCCUGGAGGCGGGCCAGCCAACCCCAUGGAGGGCGAGGACACCCCCAUUCCGCGUAGGUCACCUCUAGGGUCCGCCCAAGGACCCCUGAGCCCCAUGAAGCCUUGCUGGCAGGACUGCACCGACAAUCUGAGAAGGGGCCUCCCACCCAGCCCGGCAGGGACAUCCCCGGCUGCACCCCGCCUUUCAUGUGCCCGCGGUGCCAGGCUCAUCCCACACGACAUCUUAACCGAAAAAGACAACACAGAGCACGAAAGGAAGCAUGCGAAUAAGCAGAACCGGCAGCCCGUGAGCGCUGACACGCACAGCCUUCCAACCCCAGGGAUGCGGCAGAGAAUGGAAAUAGGUCAGAACAGGCUAUUCUUGUGGAACCAAGACCACUGCCAGGCCGGAAGAGUCCCUCCGUGGCUGGAGUGUGAGUCAAUGCCGUGUGUGUGUUUUUCAAAUAAGAAUUUGUGAUAGAAAACUGAAACGUGCACAGUCGAUGACGUGCUAGAAUACAGAAAGGAAAAAAACGUUCCUUUUACAGAUGUGAUUAUAGCAGUUCGUUAGCUUCAUUACUGCCCUCGCAUAUCAGAU
Molecule: messenger RNA, 3652 nt
Organism: Pteropus alecto (black flying fox)
Lineage: Eukaryota; Metazoa; Chordata; Mammalia; Chiroptera; Pteropodidae
Gene: SYTL3
Product: synaptotagmin like 3
Exons: 18
Coding region: 879-2711 (610 amino acids)
Biological process (GO): exocytosis; intracellular protein transport
Cellular component (GO): plasma membrane; exocytic vesicle
Molecular function (GO): small GTPase binding; neurexin family protein binding
Source: RefSeq, a predicted model, not a curated record